AUGUUUCUGAACGGCUAUAAAAGUGCAUCUUCACCGGCUGUGAUGGGAACCGUGUCCACGGCAGUGGGCUCACAGCGGACUCCCACAGCAGAACAUAACUGCAAUUUAUAUGUUCAAAGUUGUCCUGAAGAAGUAAUUCUCUUCCUAUGUUUAACGUUAAACAUCACCCAACGCAGUGAACUAAAAGUGUUGUUUGUGUCACUGUUUCAACCCCCAGCUAAGCCGUUAAAGAACACUCAUCGUCACCAUAAAAUCCCAAGGUGUGCCCAAAGGACCAUUCAGAAAAGAAAGCGCUUGUUCUCGGGGCAGGCUGCAAACCCUUCGGAGCAUCAGGGGUGUAAGGAGACAGACCAGCCCAGUAACCUGGCAGAUACAACCGAGCCUCUGCAGAAGAGACCAAGAACAGAGAGAAGUCCAGAGGAACCUGCUAACCAACCUAUUAUAUGUCUUUCCAAAUCACAUUGGACGAAGGCGUAUUUGGAAGGAGAACUGCUGGGUGCAGGAGGAUUUGGUUGUGUGUUUGCUGGGAUACGGAAAGAAGACGGAUUGUCAGUUGCAAUCAAGUUUGUCUCCAAGACAAUGCCCUAUGAAAAACUGCAGCUUACAGGAUAUGGAUGGCUCCCCACUGAGAUAGCGCUGAUGGUCCUUGCAAACUUCAAACCUUGCUCAAGAAUCCUCAAGAUUCUGGACUGGUUCGAAGAGCCAAAACACUAUGUUGUCAUUCUGGAACGGCCUGAACCAUGUCUGGACCUCCAUGAAUUCUCCAGCAAGCAAGGUGGAUGUUUGACUGAGGUCGUGGCUCGCCAUGUGAUGUUUCAGCUGAUGGAGGCGCUGACACAUUGUAAGAGCCAGGGGAUACUGCACCGUGAUGUCAAGCCAGAAAACAUCCUUAUUCAGACAGGCACAUGGCAGGUCAAGCUGUUUGACUUCGGUUGCGGAGACCUCGUCAAAGACUAUUACAAUGACUUCGCAGGCACAUCUGAAUAUGCCCCUCCUGAGUGGUUCAUCCAGGGGCAGUAUCGGGCAGACCCAGCUACCGUCUGGUCUGUGGGAGUGACACUGUACAGGCUGGUGUGUGGCUGUCUGCCUUUCAGGACCACUGAGGAAACAAAAAUUGGCUAUUUGUUCUUCCCUGAAAGUCUGUCUCAAGGCAAGAAAGUAGAAAGACUGAUAAGCUAUGGACUAAUUAAUAGCAGACUGAACUAUACCUUAUACACAGACUUGAGCAGAGAAAGAAGUGUUCAUUUAUUUUAAUGUAUUAUAUUUUAUGACUAUGUAUUAAUUAGUCAAUAUGAUAAAAUUGACAGGAAAUGUGUAGAGUUACAAGUGUGAGGAAUUUCUAAUGUACUCUACAGCAUUUUCUUUAAUGGAUUAUUUAUAAUAAAGCAGGUUCUUUACGGGGUUAAGUAUUAGAUUCUUCUUUCUAUGUCUUAUUGAUUCAUGUACCUGGGUAUUGUGUAACAGAGUGCAGCGAUCUGAUCCGUUGGUGUCUGAGACCCAAUGAAGAAGACAGACCCAGCCUGGAGGAAAUAGAGUUUCACCAAUGGUUUUACUAACCAGAUUUCUGAAGGGCCAGUGUACAGGAGACAGGGACCACUGCACUAACCUCCUCUUAAAAAAUUGUAAUAUAUCUGAACUUUUGUUAAGAAUUGUACAGAACUUUUGUACAGAAUUUCUAAUUAAUUAUAUAACUGUAAAUACAUCUGUAUAUAAUUAGUUUUUUAAUUUUUCAUUAUCUCAUUAUUUUUGUGCUUUUUUUAAUAAAAGAAUAUUUUUUGUUAUCAUGGAUAAGUGUGUAGGAAGGUCAGGGCAAAAUGAGAGCAUUACUAUUGCUUCCGUAAGAAAUGACUUGAUAUGUCACUCCCAAAUAUUUGUUAGAAACAGCAAAAAUGAAAAAUAAAAACAAACAUGACAUGAUUGCUGGUGGUGCACAGUAUAUAAUUAGCUUGUUUCUUUUCCUGUUACUUUAGCUUUCUUUGCAGAGCAGACAAUCCUGCACACUAACAAAGAUUUCCCAACCAAUCCUUCCUCCACAAUUUCUUCAGUUCACAUAAAGGAUUUCUUUCUAUUUAAAACAUUUUUUAUGAAAGAAAUUUUUCAUCUAUUUUUCAUCUAUUAACCAUCUAACUGUACAGGGGUAAUUACUUUCCAACAUUCAUUAUCAUGGCUGUGAUUGGCAUAAUGCACCAGAAUUUUUAUAAAGAAAUGUUCAUCUGAGA
Molecule: messenger RNA, 2219 nt
Organism: Hemibagrus wyckioides
Lineage: Eukaryota; Metazoa; Chordata; Actinopteri; Siluriformes; Bagridae
Product: serine/threonine-protein kinase pim-1-like
Exons: 7
Coding region: 1-1254 (417 amino acids)
Biological process (GO): negative regulation of apoptotic process; protein autophosphorylation; regulation of mitotic cell cycle
Cellular component (GO): cytoplasm
Molecular function (GO): ATP binding; protein serine/threonine kinase activity
Source: RefSeq, a predicted model, not a curated record